AUGCUCUCGUUGCAGAGUGAUCCUCGGCAGUACAACCUGAAUAUGCAGCAAGCGGCUAGGGUUCAGUACAAUUUCAUUGGCGGUGAUCAGCACCGGGACGAUUCAUCGUUUGCCUUGGCCUCCGGUAACAUCAAGCCCGAUCUUUCUCGUGAAGUUGAUGAAGAUGCGCUCUUGAACCUUGCUCAUCAGAGUUACAAAGCUGGAAACUAUAAGCAGGCAUUAGAGCAUAGCAAGGCUGUUUUUGAAAGAAAUCCACGACGCACUGAUAAUCUUCUUCUGUUGGGUGCAGUUUAUUAUCAGUUGCAUGACUUUGAUAUGUGUAUCGCAAAGAAUGAAGAGGCUCUUAGAGUCGAUCCGCACUUUGCUGAGUGCUAUGGCAAUAUGGCAAAUGCUUGGAAGGAGAAAGGCAAUAUCGAUGUUGCAAUUCGAUAUUACAUGAUUGCAAUUGAGCUUCGGCCUAAUUUUGCGGAUGCAUGGUCAAAUUUAGCUAGUGCUUACAUGCGGAAAGGAAGGCUAAAUGAGGCAGCCCAAUGUUGCCGCCAAGCUCUUACAUUGAACCCGCAUUUGGUUGAUGCUCAUAGUAACCUGGGAAAUCUGAUGAAAGCUCAAGGACUGGUGCAAGAGGCAUACAAUUGCUAUUUGGAGGCUCUCAGGUUACAGCCUACCUUUGCUAUCGCAUGGUCCAAUCUUGCUUCUCUGUUCAUGGAGGCAGGCGAGCCUAAUAGGGCCUUGCAGUACUAUAAGGAAGCUGUCAAAUUGAAACCAAACUUCUCAGAUGCCCUUUUGAAUAUGGGAAAUGUUUAUAAGGCCUUGGGGAUGCCUCAAGAGGCUAUUGUAUGUUAUCAACGAGCUUUGCAAUCACGUCCGGACUAUGCUAUGGCUUUUGGCAACCUGGCUAGUAUCUACUAUGAGCAAAGUAACCUUGACAUGGCAAUACUCAACUACAAGCGAGCUAUUGCUUGCGAUCCUGGAUUCUUGGAGGCAUACAAUAACUUGGGAAAUGCAUUGAAAGAUGCUGGAAGAGUGGAAGAAGCAAUCCAUUGUUAUCGCCAAUGCUUGUCUCUUCAACCUAACCAUCCUCAAGCACUCACCAAUCUUGGGAAUAUUUAUAUGGAAUGGAACAUGAUGAGUGCUGCUGCAAACUACUACAAGGCAACAUUAUCUGUUACAACAGGGCUCUCUGCCCCUUUUAAUAAUUUAGCUAUAAUAUACAAACAACAGGGUAAUUAUGCGGAUGCUGUGUCUUGCUACAAUGAGGUCCUGAGGAUUGAUCCAAUGGCAGCAGAUGGCCUAGUCAACAGGGGUAACACAUACAAGGAAAUCGGAAGAGUUAAUGAAGCAAUUCAAGACUACCUACGUGCUAUUGCCAUCCGGCCAUCCAUGGCUGAGGCUCAUGCAAAUUUGGCUUCUGCUUAUAAGGACAGCGGUCUUGUGGAAGAAGCUAUUAAAAGUUAUAAGCAAGCAUUGAUGUUGCGCCCUGAUUUUCCUGAAGCAACUUGUAACCUUCUUCACACUUUACAGUGUGUUUGUGACUGGGAUGGUCGGGAGAAGAUGUUUAUUGAAGUUGAAGGGAUACUUAGGAGGCAGAUUAAGAUGUCAGUUAUUCCAAGUGUGCAGCCUUUCCAUGCAAUAGCUUAUCCCCUUGACCCUCUUCUUGCACUCGAAAUCAGUCGCAAGUAUGCAUCACACUGUUCAGUGAUAGCAUCCCGUUAUUCACUUCCUCCUUUCAACCAUCCACUUCGAUUACCUAUAAGGGGUGGAGGAAGGAAUGGCAGGUUAAGAGUAGGAUAUGUGAGCAGUGACUUUGGUAACCACCCUUUAUCACAUCUCAUGGGUUCAGUAUUUGGCAUGCACGACAAAGAAAAUGUUGAGGUUUUCUGCUAUGCUUUAAGUCCAAAUGAUGGCACUGAAUGGAGGCUGAGAAUCCAGUCAGAAGCUGAGCAUUUUAUAGACGUGUCAUCUAUGUCAUCUGAUAUGAUUGCAAGGAUGAUCAAUGAAGAUCAGAUCCAGAUUCUCAUUAACCUUAAUGGCUACACUAAGGGUGCACGCAAUGAAUUAUUUGCCAUGCAACCUGCUCCUAUCCAGGUUUCAUACAUGGGGUUCCCUGGAACCACGGGGGCAUCCUACAUUCAUUAUUUGGUCACGGAUGAGUUUGUUUCACCUAUGCGAUACUCGCAUAUAUACUCCGAGAAGCUUGUUCAUCUUCCCCAUUGCUACUUUGUUAAUGAUUAUAAACAGAAAAAUCUGGAUGUUCUGGAUCCAAAUUGUCAGCCCAAGCGAUCACACUAUGGACUACCAGAGGACAAAUUUAUAUUUGCUUGUUUCAAUCAGCUUUACAAGAUGGACCCUGAAAUUUUUACCACCUGGUGUAAUAUUCUUAAACGAGUGCCAAAUAGUGCGCUUUGGCUUCUUAGGUUUCCAGCUGCAGGAGAGAUGAGGCUUCGUGCACAUGCUGCUGCACAGGGUGUGCAACCAGACCAAAUAAUUUUUACAGACGUUGCAAUGAAACAGGAACAUAUUAGACGCAGUUCAUUAGCUGACCUAUUUCUUGAUACGCCACUUUGCAAUGCACAUACCACAGGAACGGAUGUUCUUUGGGCUGGUCUGCCAAUGAUAACUCUUCCCCUUGAGAAAAUGGCAACAAGGGUUGCUGGUUCACUGUGUUUGGCCACAGGGCUUGGGGAGGAGAUGAUUGUCAAUAGUAUGAGAGAGUACGAGGACAAGGCUGUAUCAUUGGCAUUGAAUCGCUCGAAGCUUCAGGAUCUUACUAACAAACUCAAGGCUGCACGUUAUACUUGCCCUUUGUUCGACACAUCACGCUGGGUGAAGAAUUUGGAACGCGCUUACUUUAAGAUGUGGAAUCUUUACUGCUCCGGUCAACAUCCUGAGCCCUUUAAAGUGACUGAGAAUGACUCGGAAUUUCCAUAUGAUCGGUAG
Fraxinus pennsylvanica is the source of this 2937-nucleotide messenger RNA. Lineage: Eukaryota; Viridiplantae; Streptophyta; Magnoliopsida; Lamiales; Oleaceae. The record is from the annotation of a GenBank genome assembly.